AUGCACUGGCCAACAGUUGCAUUAGUUGCACUCCUCGGAGCAGCCGGUGUCCUUGGCUGUGAUGUUCCGCUCAGACAUUACACAACGAUGGGAUGCACUGCCAUUGGAAAGCUCUCCUCCGGCUGCCCGGAACGAUACGAGUGUCCUUCGAUAACGGCACACGACAAUGAGAAGUGCUACUUCAACGGAAAGACAUACAAGAUCAGCGACAGUCUACCGAACGAAGAAGUUGCCCAAUUUUGUUCGGCUUUGUGCUACUGUCAAGCCGCGGAACCGUUUGCCCAGUUCCGUUGUGCCCACGUCGACUGUGCAGAAUUUUUCCACCGUUUCGAUCACGAAAAUUGUAUUCGCACGUACAAGAAGGGUAGCUGCUGCUCAGCGGGAUCGGUUUGUGGUGCCGAGCGUGACAAUCUGGCACAGUGCAAAGUUGAGAACGAAAUCUACAAGGAAGGUCAGCGUAUCCAAUUCAAGGAUAAUCCUUGCCGUACCUGUAUUUGUACCGCAGACUUCAAUGCCAACGCUACCGACACGGACCCGAACUGCUACGAAACAACCUGUGGCUUCGAGCUCUACGAGGCGAAUAACGUUUUUGGUGGUGGUGUUCCGGUCUACAAGAAGGAUCGCUGUUGCCCGUGGGAAUGGCGUUUGCCUAAAGAAUCGGAUAAAGUUGCCACGGGCGCCAAGGCGGCAUCAAACGAUCCUACCCUGCAAUGCAAGUACGGUAAGCUGACGCUCAAUGUAGGAGACAAGUUGGACAUUCAGCAGGAGGCUGAAGAAAAUGAGAAAAUGAGCUGCAGCUGCGCGGUUCCUCCACUGCUACAUUGCCUCCUGGACUAA
Anopheles coustani is the source of this 837-nucleotide messenger RNA. RefSeq lists its product as uncharacterized. The record is from RefSeq and is a predicted model, not a curated record. The transcript has 4 exons. Bases 1 to 837 code for a protein of 278 amino acids. NCBI's taxonomy places the organism in Eukaryota, Metazoa, Arthropoda, Insecta, Diptera, Culicidae.